AGUGGUAUUUUAACCACCAUUUGAAAAGUGUGAUACGAAAUUAGCUCGAACAACUUAACUUAAUUAUAAGUGGGCAUCCCAUAAAUGGGUUACUGGCCACUCACAUGACUGCCAUAAGAUGCAUAUAAUAUAACUAUUCAUUUCAAAUGUGUGUGUGAGUGUUGUGUUGCUAUAUAAGAUCCUCAUCAGCUGAUAGGGAAAGAUUAUGUUGAAAAGAAGAAGUUUAGAGAUGGAUGUGAGGAAAGUGAUGAGAGCAAUUGGUAUGCUAGUUUUAGGUGUGGGAAUGCUAAGUGGAAAAUCCUCAGCUACUUUCAAAGACUGCUACACCAAAUGCUUCAUUUUCUGCAUGAUUGAACCUUCUCAAACCCUUUGUUCCUGCACCACACACUGCUUGAAGGAUUGCAUCUUCCAAGAAAUCCAGAACGAUCUUCGUGAAGAUUCCGAUAACCUCGGCUUCUGCAAACUCGGCUGCGCCUUCUCCAUGUGCUCUACGUUCAGCUCCAAACGCACGCCCAAUGGUGACAAAGUGGAUAGCUGUGUGGGGUCCUGCUCCAACAAGUGCACCAAGAGCUACUCAUCAUUACCUUAAUUACAAGAAUUUCCUCUCAUGAUUUGUACCUUGAAAACUAAUUAUUCCAUGAUUUCAUCAGAUCAAAUUAGUUGGAAAAUUGCAGUCAAUUGGACUAUGAUAUCUUUGUGUAAACCCCAAUUUGAAAGAAGAAUUAUCAUCUCAACCUUUCGGAA
This is a messenger RNA of Salvia miltiorrhiza (redroot sage), 744 nucleotides long. RefSeq names its product thionin-like protein 2. The record is from RefSeq and is a predicted model, not a curated record. The transcript has 2 exons. Bases 206 to 589 code for a protein of 127 amino acids. NCBI's taxonomy places the organism in Eukaryota, Viridiplantae, Streptophyta, Magnoliopsida, Lamiales, Lamiaceae.